Molecule: messenger RNA, 438 nt
Organism: Symbiodinium necroappetens
Lineage: Eukaryota; Dinophyceae; Suessiales; Symbiodiniaceae
Source: the annotation of a GenBank genome assembly
GCGCCAGCUCCCUUGCGCGGCGGAGUCCCUGCGUCCGCUCCGGGAGUUCAUGGAGGGAUCCCAGAGCGCUCUCCGCCGAAGCAUGAGGCCAUUCCUCGGCAGAGCGCCGUGGAAUUGCAGUUGUUGCGAUGCAUUGGAGACUAUCUGGUCAAGAAUCCGAAGGCAGAAUCUUCGCAUGAUCCCAUAUCUUUGCUCAAUGUGGCAGUGCAAGCACAAAUGCACCCCAGCGACCGGGAGAUGCAUCCUCUCUGCUACAAGGAUUGGACACACCCAGAUGGCGGCUUCAUCUGUGAGGUGACGCUUUGUGGGAUGAGGGUGGAAGGCCAGUUCGGCGCGAACAAGAAGGCUGCGAAGCAGUCAGCUGCUCAGGAAGCCAUUAAGGCAGUCUGCAAGGCCUCGCGCGAGCGACGGGUGGUGCCCCUGAAUGAGAUGGAUUAA